AUGGACUGUAACCUGGGGACUGUUGAGAAUAGUGCUGCUCGUUUGGUAUAAACAGGUUCCAGGAGGAGUCCCUCAGUACGUGUUAAGGUGGUACCACACUGGUUGGAGCUCUGUAGAAUAUGGUUCUGGUUUCUCCUCUCCUAAAUUCACAUCUAAUCAUCAGUCUAAAUCAGAUUAUCGUUUGAUUAUUAAUAAUGUGGAGGAGGAGGACUCAGCAGUGUAUUACUGUCAGACCUGGGACGACUCUGCUAAAGAGUACGUAUCACAGUGAUAUACACCAUGACAAAAACCUCCUCACCAAAUACACUCACUUCUGCUUUCAGAUGUUCUGAAUAUAAAUACUAACUGAAUGUCAAGUCAUCCUGAACCAGUGUGUCUGCAGUAGGAGAACAUGCCAUGCUUGUGUUUCACACAAAACCCUUCACACAUUUAGUAGAAUGUUGUCAUGAACAAUUACACCUAGUUGUCACAAACCAUGAAUCAUAAAGUGAUAUUCCAGAUGGUCCUUUCAGUCCUAACAGAAGACUCCAUGUAUCAGAUAACCUCCAUGAUAGUCAGUCCCCUGGUUUACAGUAGAGACAUAUUACAUCAACAGUCAUUUAGUGAUAUACUGUUAGUUCAGAACCCCACUAUCAGGUCCAGAUAAUAUUAUAAUAAUAUUAUUAGUAUGUAUAUUAUGACAUGCUGAUAUAAACUAACUUACGUAACUGAGAAGAAACAUAAUACUGCUCUUUACAAUGCAACAAAAAAUAUACAAUAUGUUUAUGAAUUAGUCCUCUCUCAAAUAUUUAAAUGUUUUAUAGUUUAAUAGUAGCUGUAAUUUAAAUGUAUAUCAUCAUUAUAAAAAAUAUAGGAUAUAUAAAAUGAUUAUUUUGAAAUCUGUCUGUUGGUCUUGUGAAGCCCCCCCCCCCCCCCCCCCCCCAGAUACAGUAUGUUUGAGAGUAGCCCCCUCCCUCUGGUCCUCCCUGGCUUGGUGAUAGGUUAACUGUAGAGGCACCUCCCUCUGGUCAUCCCUGUGUGUCUCCUUAUAGGUGGGUCCUGCAGCCUCUCCUCUCCUCACACACGCCAACCCUGCUCAUCUCUCUGGACAGUAAGGGUCGUUCACACCACACACGGACAACAUGCUGGGGACACUCUGCACUCUCAUCACUGCUCUAACAUGUAAGGAGUCUGACUUCCUGGAGGUUUUACUUCAUGUUUUAUGAAUAAUGAGUCUGUAUGUUUCUCUUUACUACAUGUCAUCUUCUCAUUUCCCAGGUGUCAGUGGUGUGACUGUGGUGACACAUAAGCCUCCUGUUGUGGCAGUGAGGAAAGGAGAGACGGCCACUAUUGACUGUAACCUGGGGACUGUUGAUAAUAGAGACGGCCACUAUGGACUGUAACCUGGGGACUGUUGAUAAUAGAGACGGCCACUAUGGACUGUAACCUGGGGACAGUUGAUAAUAGAGACGGCCACUAUGGACUGUAACCUGGGGACUGUUGAUAAUAGAGACGGCCACUAUGGACUGUAACCUGGGGACUGUUGAUAAUAGAGACGGCCACUAUGGACUGUAACCUGGGGACAGUUGAUAAUAGAGACGGCCACUAUGGACUGUAACCUGGGGACUGUUGAUAAUAGAGACGGCCACUAUGGACUGUAACCUGGGGACUGUUGAUAAUAGAGACGGCCACUCUGGACUGUAACCUGGGGACUGUUGAUAAUAGUGCUCAUUGGUACAAACAGGUUCCAGGAGGAGUUCCUCAGUACGUUUUACAGUGGUACUACUAUAAUUGGACCUCUGUAAAAUAUGGCUCCGGUUUCUCCUCUCCUAAGUUCACAUCUAAUCAUCAGUCUAUAUCAGAUUAUCGUUUGAUUAUUAAUAAUGUGGAGGAGAAAGACUCAGCAGUGUAUUACUGUAAGACAAAUGACUACUCUGUUGACGAGUGGGUAUCACAGUGAUAUACACCAGGACAAAAACCUCCUCCCCAAAUACACCCACUUCUGCUUUAUGCGUGGCAGAGGGGUGAACUCUAAGAAACAGCAGUUGAAGUUGAUCAGUCAUUAUUAUAACAAUAUAUACAUGACACAAUGGGAGAUCUGGAAAUUGAAGAAUCAUCCAUCCCUACAUGUCAAAAAGAUCAUAAGAAGACUGUGAAAAGAGAUUUGGCCUUUCUCGAUGUAAUCAUCAUCAAGUCAAGACUGCAUCAUAUAGAUAGUGCUUUAACUGAUGGAUUCAAAAGGACCAGACACCAACAGCAGAAUAUGACGCUAUACUAUAUACUGUUACUUCAUAAAGAGAAACUCUAGAAAAGCCUGACAUGUUUGUAGUGAGAGUGAAGCUCUGUCAAAUGGGAUGUUUCAGUUCCUGUUCUCUCAGUAGUUAGAGUGAAGCUUUGUCUAAAUGGGAUGUUUCAGUUCCUGUCCCCUCAGUAGUGAGAAUGAAGCUCUGUCUAAAUGGGAUGUUUCAGUUCCUGUCCUCUCAGUAGUGAGAAUGAAGCUCUGUCUAAAUGGGAUGUUUCAGUUCCUGUCCUCUCAGUAGUAAGAGUGAGGAGUUUUUUGUAUGGCCGUGUAUACAAACUGAAACACAGUGGUAUUCGGACCAGGAACCAAGCUGAUUGUUACUGGUGAGUACCCUUCUAAUGUUUUAAUCUACAGAAUAUGCUUUGUUUCUAAUAUAAUGUUGGUCAGAUAUAUAUAUAUUUUUAAUGUUUUAAUUCAUAAAAUGUAAUUUAUAUUAUAUAUUUACUGAUUUAAUAUUUUGCACCUGCUUUAAUCCUGUCUCGUAUGUUGUUUGUAAAUUAUUUAGAAAACAUUUUGACAGUGUGAAUGCCUGCUAUGUUCAUGUUUUAUCAUGCAAACUUGUGUUUUUGUUGUCUAUAUAGAUCCAUGCAAAGGAGAUAUUUAAUCUCCAGAAAUGUUAUCCAGUUCAAUUUCUUAGACAAAUAUAUAUAUAUAUACAUUUAUUUAUUUUUAUAUUCCAUUUGCUUGUGAAUUAUUUGUAUUUUAUAUUUACAAUGUGCACAUUUCGUUCAGCUUUUAGCAUUUGAGUCUUCCAAGACUGUGAUGUAAUAUUGUAAUUAAUGUAUCCAGAAAUUGAUAUGUCUCUCUGCUCCAUGGGAAAAUAAAAUUUUAACACCGUAUGAUUACUUCUAUCAAUAUAAUUGUGAACAUAAUGAACAGCAGUUCUAUAUUUAAUUGCUGCAUCAGUUUCCUCUUAAUGCAGGGUGUAUUGGUAAUGAUACCAACAUCUACUGAAAUAUAAACUGUUAUCAAAUCUGUUCCCUUCUAAUCCCAUCCAUUGACUAUUUUCUAAUCUAGAUGGAGAUCUUUCUACACCUGCUGUGACCCUGUUCCCUCCAUCCACUGAAGACCUCAAGUCCAGCAGAGCAACACUAGUGUGUCUGGCCAGCAACCUGUCUUAGAGGUCCAAGGGGUUUGCAGAUGUCAGCUGGAUGUCUAACGGUGAAUCAGUGACAGAAGAUGUUUCUACCAGUCCUGCUGAGCAGCAACCAGACAAAACCUUCAAGAUCAGCAGCUAUCUGAUCAUUCAGACUACAGAGUGGGACAAGGACGUGGUGUUCACAUGUAAAGUGUCAUUAGGGUCAACAUUCUCUGAGAAAGAGAUCAGAAAGACUAGUUGCAGUCUGUAA
Coregonus sp. 'balchen' is the source of this 3630-nucleotide messenger RNA. The record is from the annotation of a GenBank genome assembly. NCBI's taxonomy places the organism in Eukaryota, Metazoa, Chordata, Actinopteri, Salmoniformes, Salmonidae.